UUGUGGUUGUUUACAAGACGUUUUUACAGCAUCACCGUGCCUGUUUAGGAGAGAUUAGCCCCUGUUGCCCGCCUCCCCAAUCUGGCGCUGCUCUGACCUCCCCCAUGUGAGUGGUGGGGGCCGCGGGGAGAGGAGCAGCGGGUCAGAUGAGGGUCAAGAGGUCAGCAGGAGCGGGGAGAGGACAGCCGCUAGAGAGUAAGACAAGGUGGUAUGCCCUAGAGGCAGUGUGAGGCAAGCAGACCCUGCAGGGAUCUCUUCCUCCAGCCCUGAACUCAUGGACAAAAAGAAGACGGAGAUUAUUAUGGAAGCAGACGAGAUGGAGGACGGAAGCAUCUUUGUUUGUUUUAUGUGUGAGAGGGAGUUCAAUAAGGUGUCCCUUCUCAAUGAACACAUGCAGCAACACCAGAACAUGCCAGAAAUGCACAAAGAACUCCCAUCAAGAAGGAAAGGCCGUGGUAAGCCAGGUGGGCGUACUAGCAGUGCGAGGGGACGGGGGAAUAGUCACAUCCAGCCAGCAGCACCGCUGGUGCAGAUCAAGGAGGAGCCAAUUGAUCGCACCAUAUACAUCAAGUCUGAGCCAGCCGACAUAUUCUGCCCGUCCCCUGUCAAGAAAGCAGAGCGCAUCAGGCAGUAUUUUCAGAGUCGUGGUCGGGUUCGGCCACAAAGCAAGCGGCCCACCUUGUCAGAUGAUGGGGAUGGUCUGGAUGACCCAGAGCUGCAGCUGAUGGGAGACGACCUAAUGAUGGUGCCACCACCCACCAAGAAGUCCUCCUUUGGGCCAUGUAUCAUGACCCCAGAGCCAGAGGGUUUUAUUUGUCCCUCAGCCACCACAAGCUCCUCAUCCUCUGCCACCUCCUCUGUUGGCAGACCAAGGAAAAAUGUUAAAAUAAGAAAGAAGCUCAUUGUACAGGAGGUGGUGUACGAAGAAGUGCAGGAAGACGAGGACAGUGGUACCAAUGGCUCCUGUGAGGUCAACAAUGGCCGGCGAAAAGAAAGCUUCAAAGAUGAGGAGGAACUGGACGAUGAAGAUGACAUGUUAGGAGAGACCAUUGAGGUGAUGGAGUUUCCUCCCAUCAAGAAGGACAGCACCAGCCAGAGAAAGCCAGGCAGACGGUCACAGCCAAGAGUCUUUUCAGAGGAGCGGGGUAUUCCAUGCCAGGAAUGUGGCAAAGAGUUCAGAUCUGUUACAACUCUUCGUGUUCACAUGAAAGCACACUUAGAGGUCAGGGAGAUUCCUUGUCCUUACUGUGAUGAAACGUUUCCUCAGCGCCACGUCUUACAUCAACAUCUUGUAAACGCUCAUGAGCAGUCAAUUAAUCUCACUUGUCCGGUGUGUCAAAAGGUGUUCACUAGAACGGACUCCUUGAAAUCUCACAUGGUGAGGAUGCAUGAGGAAGAUGGUGGACUUACAUGUUACAUUUGUGGCAAAAACUUUCCCAGUCAAGGACAACUUGAAAUGCACGUCAGGGUUCACACGGGUGAACGACCAUUUAAAUGUGAAUUUUGUAGUAAAGGAUUUGUGCAGAAAGUGCACCUCCGAACACACUUACGAACAAUGCACAACAUUCAAGAGAUCCAGAACACUCCAUGCCGUAUAUGCAAUGCAAUGCUAGACGGCAGGGCGGGUCUCAGGGAACAUUAUAAUAUGGUACAUGGACUAACAAAUAGUCAGUACAAGUCAAGAGUGGCCAAACUUAGGAAGGAGGGAAAAAUACCAGAAUUGCCACCACCCGUUGUGAAGGAAGUUGACCCCUCCCUCAACUACCAUAAAGUCAAUGUGUCAGAGGUGGUGUCCCCGCCCACCACUCGCACCACUGUCACCCCAGGGAAAAGCUUUACCCGGCGAGGUGCAGCCAGACUGAGGCAGGUGCGCAAGUCCAUAUCAGCCACGGCACGAGUAGUCAACAGUGAGACGAGUGCACCUUUUGAGGCCAUGACAGUCAAGGUGGAGCCUGAUGAUGUGCCCAAGCGUAGGGACCAAGAGGAGCUCAACAUUGUUGAGUCAGCCUUCAAGGUUGCAGAACAAAUGGACCAGCUGGAAGGCAACGUGCCAGGAAGCACCACCAUCCUAGUGGCAGGUGAAGACUCUGCCACCACUGGUGUUUAUUAUGCCAUCCCUGUGGUAAUGGACGACAACACUAAUAGCAGCACUGCCAACUCCUCAAACCAAGAUUCUGCCAACAAUGACAUCACUAACACCAUCACCACUAACGGGACUGCAAUAUCCUCGCCCUCUGAGGGACCAUCCAGCCUCCAAGAGGUUAACUUAGGAGACGAAGACUUAGACGAUGAAUACGCACAGUUUGCUGCUGAGCAUUCCCACCUUGGGAGUGAUGGAUUCAACUCGGACAGUUUGGGAGGAAAGGGAUCCAUCGUGAAAGCUGAGCCAUUAUCUCUCUUUACAGACCCAAGUGACCCCUCACAGACAGAAACAGUAGAGAUGUUUACUAUGUAGCUUCUCAACUCUGGAGGAUAUAUUUUAUACAUGCUUGUGAGAGGUACAUUAUGUAUUGUACAGGUGGUUUGUCUCAGGAGUCUUCAGUUGCUGUAUCUGUACUGGACAUGGCUGUCUAAAAGUUCAGUCUUUUCAAUUAAAGUGUUAGAAAAGUGAUUGUAAUUAUAAAUUGGAAUGGUACUUAGUUUUUGUUUUCAGGUUGGUGUUUUAUGUUUAGCUUACCACCAAAGAAGUGUGCAAGUAUUUUUAUAAGAUGACAUAUAGUUUCAGUUGAUUAUGAAUUAUUAGUGUGAUAGCAUACAUUUGUAACUCACUUCCAGUUACAUUCUUUAGUUUCCAGAUAAACAGUAGAACCUCAAAGAUCUACAGAAUAUGAGAAGGAUAGUUUAAAUCAAUAUCCAUCAUUCUUAAUUUCAGAAUCGUUUGUGCACUUGAUACAGAAUUUCUUGACCAGUCAAUCAUUAAAUUCCUGAGGCUUGUCAGGUUUCUCACUCUCCAGACAUAGCUUCUUGGGACUAAUAGCUGAAUGUGUCACUAAAGGGUCCAGUUAGAGAGCCAUUAGGGCCUCAUGACAAAUCGAACAGCACACCUGGUUGCUAUAUAAAAAAAAAAUAAUAAUAAUUAAAAUGCCAGUGAAAGGUGCAUGGGGAUAAAUCAAGGAUAUAUAGCAGUACAUAACUAUAUGAAUCAGGAAAUCUGUUACUGACAUGCUGAAGUGAAACUCCAGGUACUCUGAGAAUAAGUAUUGGUAGAAGAAUUAAUUGGUCAUCGUUUGCCAUUUCAUGCUGUGAACAAGAAUCACUCGCUCUAGUCUUGUGUAAUGAAUGUGUGAGAAGAAAAAUGCCAGCUGAGUUGCUAAACUGAAGAUUGCAUAUCAAAGUGCUUCCUCUUAAGGGAUAUAUGUCAGCACUUUGUGUACAAUGAACAUCACUGAAAUGCAAAAGCCAAGAGCCUGAAGGAGCACAGUUGAGUUAAGUGUGUAAGUGUGAGGGAAGGAAGUCAGUUUUAUAACUCCAUAGAUUGCAUUUUCAUUAGAUUUUGAUCUCAUAAUUCAGGUCUUUGAGGUUUCACCGUAGGUACAGAUACUGGUGUGUAGACAGUGAAAGUUGCCUUUCUAAUGAACUUUACAUUAGAACAUUCCCCAACAGAAAACACAUUGAAAUAUAAUUAUAGAAAUUAACUGCUUGUAUUACAGAAUGAAGAUAACCCAUCGAGACUUUUUGAUGAUUUUUUAUGAUGUAUUGAUUACAUAUCAGUGUUUCAUUAUAGCAAACAAUCUGAUAUGUUAAUCUUUAAAUCAAUAGAUAAUUACUAUAAUGUGCACUACAUGAAAUGUGCCACCACAGUAAGAUAUUUUGACAUAACUUUGUCUGACAUAUAUACAUAUUAUAUAUAAUUCAAAUGAGAUGUUAAAAUUUAUAAUGGUGUGUAAUAUAAAUUUUCUGCUGAUAUCACUGGCAGUAGAUUUCAUGAGAGAAGGAACCACCACACUCCACUAGUGUUUAAAUUCUUCAUUUAGGAAAUAUUAUAGAAGGGACAAAUAUUUUUCUAAUGCAGUUUUGUGUAUACUAGUAAAUGUGUGUAAUGUGCCAUCAUUUCAAGGUACUUCCAGAGAUAUACAUGCAGAAAAGAGCAGUAAAAUAUUUCCUUCAUCCCAUUGGAAAUUCAUUAUUCUCAUCAAGGUAAAUACUACAUUCAUCUAUUACUUAUAAAAGAUUUAGAUACUUUGCAGUGUAGGCUUUUACAUCAGAUAUGACUAAUGUUCUCAAAAUCUGUCCGAUGUGAUAUGGUUUCCAAAAUUUGUGUUAGCAGCUUUACCUGCAUGUCUACUGGCACACUCAUAGGUUCCCUGUACAUGAUUUCUCUUCUAACUUAUUCCAAAAUAUGUUAGUACUGAAAACAAGAACUGACAUCAUU
This is a messenger RNA of Portunus trituberculatus (swimming crab), 4372 nucleotides long. RefSeq names its product PR domain zinc finger protein 5-like. The transcript has 10 exons. NCBI's taxonomy places the organism in Eukaryota, Metazoa, Arthropoda, Malacostraca, Decapoda, Portunidae. The record is from RefSeq and is a predicted model, not a curated record. Bases 275 to 2455 code for a protein of 726 amino acids. Gene Ontology annotation, cellular component: nucleus. Gene Ontology annotation, molecular function: sequence-specific DNA binding; DNA-binding transcription factor activity, RNA polymerase II-specific. Gene Ontology annotation, biological process: regulation of transcription by RNA polymerase II.